This is a messenger RNA of Helicoverpa zea (corn earworm), 1117 nucleotides long. RefSeq names its product DNA repair protein XRCC3. Gene Ontology annotation, cellular component: Rad51C-XRCC3 complex; replication fork. The record is from RefSeq and is a predicted model, not a curated record. Gene Ontology annotation, molecular function: ATP binding; four-way junction DNA binding; ATP-dependent DNA damage sensor activity. Gene Ontology annotation, biological process: resolution of mitotic recombination intermediates; t-circle formation; telomere maintenance via recombination. The coding region runs from base 134 to 1099 and encodes 321 amino acids. The transcript has a single exon. Lineage: Eukaryota; Metazoa; Arthropoda; Insecta; Lepidoptera; Noctuidae.
UCCUGACAGUUCUGUUCACACUACUUUUUACUACUUCGUUUCGCGCCAUACAUACUUUUAACUUUACUAUACAAACCAAAGCAGAUAUUGUAGUUUGGUUACUCUUCGAAUUAUAAUUUUGUUAAUAAUAGUGAUGAUUUUGAAACACUUGUUACCUCCAAAUAUAUAUGAAGUAAUAGACAGAGCUGGAAUAUCAACUGUUAGACAAAUCAUUAUUCUUUCUAUCUGGGACAUCAAAAAUUGUACUAACUUAAGUACAGAUGAUGUGUUUUUACUUAAAAAUAUUGUUGCUGAUCAUGUGUGUCCUACCAGUUCGACGGCUAAUGAUUUGAAAAUAAAUAAUACCAUUAAUCUCAGAUUAUCGACAGGAUGUCUUGCUAUGGAUAACAUGCUCAAGGGUGGUCUCCAAAAAGGGACUAUAACUGAAGUGUUUGGUGAAAGUGCAAGUGGAAAGACACAAUUAGCUCUCCAAAUAACGCUUAAUAACUGGAACAGCGGGUGUGUUUUUAUUUGUACUGAAGACUUAUUUCCUACAAAAAGAUAUGAAGAACUCAAAAUUCAUCAUCCUGAUUUUGAUUCUAAAAUUGAUUAUGGCAAAAAUGUGUUUGUUGAACAUAUAACUGAGGCCAAGGAUUUAUUGUCCUGUGUAAGUUUUCGCUUAAGAAAGUUAUUAGACCAACAUGACCUAUCUCUGAUAGUUAUUGACUCUAUAGCUGCACCUUUUCGAUGUGAAAGUACAAAUUAUGUCAAAAGAGCAGAAGAAUUAAGAGAAAUUGCUAUACAGUUGACAACACUGGCUAAAGAAUACAACUUAGCAAUACUAUGUAUCAACCAAGUUACAGCUUCCUUUGAAGAAAACACAAAUGUAUUGCCGUCUUUGGGCCUGGCAUGGUCUAACAUGGUCACCACAAGGCUUAUGUUAAAGAAGACUCUGGAAUUAUGUGACACAGUUAACCUUUCUAAAAGAAAUCCUCAGCAAACCACCUUGAAGCAUGAAACUUAUAUUAGAGAGCUUCAUGUAGUUUUCGCUCCUCAUUUACCAAAUGCCAUGAUUCAUUUUAUUAUUACUUCCAGUGGUAUUCAGAGUUUGCAGGAUUAAAAUCUAUGUGGGAGUAAA